This is a messenger RNA of Capra hircus (goat), 363 nucleotides long. RefSeq names its product dolichyl-diphosphooligosaccharide--protein glycosyltransferase subunit 4-like. The record is from RefSeq and is a predicted model, not a curated record. Lineage: Eukaryota; Metazoa; Chordata; Mammalia; Artiodactyla; Bovidae. The transcript has a single exon. Bases 18 to 131 code for a protein of 37 amino acids. Gene Ontology annotation, cellular component: oligosaccharyltransferase complex.
GAACCCAGCUGAUCAGCAUGAUCACGGACGUGCAGCUCGCCAUCUUCGCCAACAUUCUGGGCGUGUCACUCUUCUUGCUUGUCGCUCUCUAUCACCACGCGGCCGUCAACAAUCCCAAGAAGCAGGAAUGAGAGUUGCGCUUUCUCUGCCCCCAGGGUUCCAGGACAUAGUCUGAGGCAAGAUGGAGGGUGCGAGGGGCCUUCACACUUCACUUCAUCCCUUCAACCCAUCACAACAUACAAAGCAACUCCACCUGGAUUUUUCCAAACAACUUUUAUUUCCUGAAAGUCUUCCUUAACCCUAUGGAACAAGAAGCUGCCACUGAAUAGGGCCCAGUAUAGGGGCUACUUUCUUUUCUACUCC